Haliotis rufescens (red abalone) is the source of this 1126-nucleotide messenger RNA. RefSeq names its product NAD(P)H-hydrate epimerase-like. The record is from RefSeq and is a predicted model, not a curated record. The transcript is spliced from 5 exons. Gene Ontology annotation, cellular component: mitochondrion. Gene Ontology annotation, molecular function: NAD(P)HX epimerase activity. Bases 32 to 778 code for a protein of 248 amino acids. NCBI's taxonomy places the organism in Eukaryota, Metazoa, Mollusca, Gastropoda, Lepetellida, Haliotidae.
UGAGGUUACGUAUCGUAGCAUUGUGAGGAUUAUGAGGUACAUCGAUGAUGCAAGCCAGGAUGAGGCCCAGAAGAUCGACCAGGAGCUGUUUGAGGACUACUCCUUCAGCGUGGAACAGCUGAUGGAGCUGGCCGGGUACAGCUGCGCCGUCGCCAUCGCCAGGUGUUUCCCAAUAGACAACAUGUCCAAGGACAACGGUGCAGUGCUGGUGUGUUGUGGGCCUGGCAACAAUGGUGGGGACGGCCUUGUCUGUGCCAGACAUCUCAAACUAUUUGGCUUCAAGCCUUCCAUCUUCUACCCGAAGCAGCCCAACAAGCCCCUGUUUGAGAGCCUGCGCCGCCAGUGUGAGGGGAUGGACAUGCCCUUCUUGUCCUUCUUCCCCUCCGACCCCCAGCUCAUCAAAGACUCCUAUAACCUCAUCGUAGAUGCGCUGUUCGGAUUCAGCUUCAAGGGACCUGCCCGCCCCGAGUUUGCCUCCAUCUUGGAGAAGCUGAAGAAGAUACAAGACGAUGUCCACAUCUGCAGCAUUGAUGUACCUUCAGGAUGGGAUGUAGAAAGCGGCGACCCUGACGGCAUCCACCCAGAGCUGCUCAUCUCGCUGACGGCACCCAAACUGUGUGCCCGCCACUUCAGGGGCAAACACCACUAUCUGGGCGGCCGCUUCGUGCCGAAGACGCUGGAACAACGCUACAGUCUCAAUCUUCCUGCCUACCCAGGCACAGAGUGUGUGAUAGAACUGAAAACACAGACCACGGAACCUGCAGAAAGUUCCAAGUGAUUCUCUCCGCUGCCAUCAAUUGACCUCCUGCUGUUUGUUGAUAGCUUGAAAUGUGUAUAUCAUCUGUCCUUUCCAAACAAUGUAUAGAGAAAAGGUUUGGUGUAGAACUGUUGUGCAUCGGUUGAAAUUAUUUUAAUGGUUGGUUUAGUUGGGUUAAUUCCGCUUUCAGCUUUAGUUAUAUCAUGCUUGUUAGUUUAGAGGUAGUCAUCAAGCCAUACUAAAAGACUUGAAGAAUUAAAGUCACAUGUGACCUGAAUGUCACAAUGGAGUUCUGUUUUUGCUCACACAACAGCACAUUAUCUUGAUUAAAUGCGUCUCUCAAAAUAACAAUUAAAUUUAGUAAACAUU